Molecule: messenger RNA, 2106 nt
Organism: Chlorella variabilis
Lineage: Eukaryota; Viridiplantae; Chlorophyta; Trebouxiophyceae; Chlorellales; Chlorellaceae
Exons: 9
Coding region: 1-2106 (701 amino acids)
Molecular function (GO): protein binding
Source: RefSeq, a predicted model, not a curated record
AUGCUGCGGGCGCUGUGCAGCGUGGGGCGCCACGCCGACGCCCUGACCUACCUGGCAGGCGUGCCCACCAAGCGCCAGCGCACCCACAUGUACACGCUGCUGAUGCGGGCCUGCAACGAAGCAGGGGCGCUGGGGGUGGCGCGGGAGUGCCACGACAUGUUCCUGCGGCGGCGCCACACCCCCGACGCCCGCCUGGCGGCCGAGGUGGUCAUGCUGCUGGGGCGCAGCGGGGAGGUGGCGGCCGCGGAGGCCGCCUGGCGGCACGCGCUGGGCGCGGCGCGGGGCGAGGAGGAGCACGCGUGCCUGCACGCCGCGCGCGCGGCGGCGCUGGCCCGGGCCGGCCAGCUGCCGGCGGCCGUGGCGGCGCUGGAAGCGAUACUAGACCGCUUUGCCGACCUGCUACCUGUGGAUGCAUCCUUCUCUCUAGACAGCGGCGACAGUGGCGGCGGCGACGGCGACGGCGACCAGCAGCGGUGGCGGGAGCAGGCGGCCCACCCGCCGCCGGUGCGGUACAUGCAGCACGCGCGCAACGCGGUGCUGGCGGCGGCGCAGGCGGCGGGGGACGCGGCCGCCGUGCGCCGCGUCACGGGGCUGGCCACCCUGCGGGGGCUGCCCCCAGACCUGGCCACCUACCAUUCCCUCCUGCGCGCCGCCAUCGCGCACGGCGACGGCCUGGCGGCGGUGCAGGAAGGCGUGGAGGAGCUGCGGAGGCUGGGCAUGCGCCCCACCCGAGAGACAUACUCCAUCCUGCUGAGGGCCUGUGCCGUGGAGGGCGACCCUCAGGCCGCCCAGGCGGUGUUUGAUGGCAUGCCCGCCAGAGGGGUGUCGCAGACGAGGGUCCACCACAACGCCCUCCUCCACAUCUACUCUCACGCGGGAGACCUACAGGGCGUGGAUGGCGCGUACCGCCGCAUGCGCGCCGCCGGCUUCGCCCCCGACGCCUCCACCUUCCAGGCUCUGCUGUCCAGCAUCAAGCACUGGGCGGCGCUGGAGACCGCGGCGCGGGUGGAGGGCGAGGGCCCUGCCCCGCAGGUGGAGCGCACGAUGCAGCGCAAGGCGGCGGGGGCCCUGCUGGCGGGCUGGGUGGCCGACCUGGACGCCGCGCGCCCCUGCCAGCUCACCCCCGCCCUCUUCACCACGCUGCUGCACGCCUACAGCCAGUGCGGGGAGAUACACAGCGUACUGCUGCUCAUGCGGGACGCCUGCGGCUGCCAGCUGGCGCCGGACACCAGCCGCCAGCUGGAUGCCGCACCCUGCGGCAGCAGCGGCAGCCGCGGUAGCGGCAGCAGCGUAGCAGGCCGCGCGGCAGCGGCCGACGUGCCGGCAGCCAAUGCAGCGGCAGGCGGCGGGGCGGGAGGGGAGGCGCGGGUGGCGCGCAGCAGCGGAGACGGCGAGGCAGCACCGCUGGCUGCUGACGUGCCGCCCGAGGGCGGCGGCGGCACAAGGAGCGGGGCCGAGGCAGCCGGCAGCAGCGGCGGCGGCGGCACCGCACCGCGGGCCGGCCCGCUGAGCCAGAGGACGCUCCAGCGGGCGCACCUGGCUCCCAGCCUGCCUGUCUUCAACGCCGCCAUCGGCGCCUGCACUCGCGUGGGGCGCUGGCACAUGGCAGACGCGGUGGCCCUCCUGCACUCCAUGAUGAGCGCAGGGCUGUCCCCAGACGUCCACACCUACACCUCCCUCAUCUCCGGCUGCGCCUUUGGGCGGCAGGCGGCGCUGGCGCGCGAGCUGUGGCGACAGAUGGAGGAGCGGGGCAUACGCCCCAACAUAGUCACCCACAACGCCAUGGUCAAGGUGGAGCUGUUCACGUAUGGCGUGGAUGCGGGCACCGCCUACCUGCGCCGCAUGGUGCAGCAGGGGCUGGACCCCGACCGAGCCUCCUGGAGCACGCUGCUCGUGGCCGCGCGGCUGGCCAAGCGGGGGGACGUCGCCGACAUGGCGCUGCAGCAGCUGGCGGGGCGGGAGGAGGAGGAGGAGGCAGCGGCGGCAGAGGCGGCUCGGCUGGAGGAAGCCGCCGCCGCGGUGGCGGCGGCUGCGGGGGUUGCAGUGCUAGACGACCAUCGCUGGCACGGCUACUAUGAGCAGCAGGAGGAGGAGGAUGAGUGGUAG